Messenger RNA from Micromonas commoda, 882 nucleotides. RefSeq lists its product with no specific name. NCBI's taxonomy places the organism in Eukaryota, Viridiplantae, Chlorophyta, Mamiellophyceae, Mamiellales, Mamiellaceae. The record is from RefSeq and is a predicted model, not a curated record. The annotation marks the transcript as partial. The transcript has a single exon.
GCGUGGCGCUCGUUGCUCUUCGGAUUGGACGGAUGGCGAAACUACCUCAAAAGCGGGUAUGAUGCCGCGGCUAAGCGAUUCGACGACGCCCCGUUCCGCCGCGACCUUACCGGCGUCAGGGCGUUGGUGACGGGGGCGAACCAGGGGAUCGGCUUCGAGGUGACGCGGCAGCUCGCGUCGCAGGGCGCCACCGUGACGAUGGUCUGCAGGGACCGCUCGAAGGGGGAAGCCGCGCUGGAGAGACUGCGGGAGGAGCGGCUCGCAGGCUCGCUCGCGCUCUCGGUCUGCGAUAUAUCCAACCAGCACGCGGUGAAGGCACUCGUGGAAGGCAUCGUCUCGACCGGAGAUCCACUGAACAUCCUCGUGAAUAACGCCGGGUGCAUGGUGCAUCAACGCACGCUCACUCCCGAAGGCGUCGAGGCCAACUUCGCGACGAACACGCUCGGGACGUGGGCGCUCACCGAGGGCCUGCUGCCCGCGCUGCGCAAGGCGGACGCGCCGAGGGUGAUCACCGUGUCGUCGGCGGGGAUGCUCACCGAGAGGCUCGCGACGACCGAUCUCGAGUGGGCGCCGGGGGGAAAACUCGGCAAGUUCGACGGCACGCGGCAGUACGCGCGGGGCAAGCGGCACCAGGUGGCGCUCACCGAGCACUGGUCCCGGCGCGGUGGGAACGAGUCGGUGUUGUUCGUCUCGAUGCAUCCCGGUUGGAGCGACACUCAGGCGGUGAGAGACGCGCUGCCCGGGUUCUACUCGUCCCUAAAGGGAAAACUGAGGACGCCGAAGGAGGGCGCCGACACCGUGUCCUGGCUCUGCGUGGCGCCGAAGGACGCGCUCGAGCCCGGGGGCUUUUACCUCGACAGACGGACCGUGCCCAAGCACGUC